Wickerhamiella sorbophila is the source of this 4824-nucleotide messenger RNA. Its product is annotated as ATP-dependent bile acid permease. Gene Ontology annotation, biological process: transmembrane transport. The transcript has a single exon. The coding region runs from base 1 to 4824 and encodes 1607 amino acids. Gene Ontology annotation, cellular component: fungal-type vacuole; fungal-type vacuole membrane. Gene Ontology annotation, molecular function: ATP hydrolysis activity; ATP binding; ABC-type peptide transporter activity. NCBI's taxonomy places the organism in Eukaryota, Fungi, Ascomycota, Dipodascomycetes, Dipodascales, Trichomonascaceae. The record is from RefSeq and is a predicted model, not a curated record.
AUGACUUGCGAGGGUCCGUUUUGGAAAAAAGACCAUAUUCCUGCAUGCUAUCAGCAGCGUUAUGUGCAGCUUUAUCCCACAGCGGUGUUGUUAGCAUGCACAGUAGCGAUCUCCGUGUCUGCGAUUCUGCCCAAAUUGCGCUUUCAUUGGCACUCAAGUCGGCGUGAAGCUCCGCUACUUGUUGGCGACGACGAAUCAUCUUUGCAAACGACUCUUACCGAGGGAUCUUCGUCUGCAUCGUCUCAACUGAAUAUCAGCUUCAACCCCAAAGAAACCCUCUACGAAAAGCCCGAAAACCGCAGCAAUGAUGAUGCAAUGGUCAUUAUCCGUGGGCGCACAAUCGCUGACAAGCUGCGGCUCUUGUCGGAGCUGGUGCUGGUAGUGGGUGAGCUCCUAAUUGCAUCAGUGGCAUGGGUUACUACGGAUGUUGGCGAUUUCUACGACGAAUACGCACCAAACCUGCCUUUCUUGAUAGUGCUGCAGGCUCUCUACCUAGUUUUAUUGGUUGCGUUCCGGGUCCUCAAUAUGAACCGAACAGAUCGCAUCCCAGCACACCCUUUUACUCAAUGUGCGGUUCUGUAUACAGCAACCAUGUUUAUUGAUGUUAUUGUCAGCUACAAUGCUUAUAUGAAAAACAGUCCUGAUUCUUAUCAACAAAUAUCGGCUGCUUUGUUGGUUGGCUCCAUUCUGCGGUGGGUUAUUUUGUUUUCAUCGCCCGUUGGCGAUAUUGCCCCUAGAAUAUACACUGUUCCUGGUAUCGAGCCUUCUCGGGAACCGACCUCUUCGCUGUUCCGCAUUUUUGCAUGUUCGUGGAACACCGAGAUGAUCUUCCGCGCGUCAAAACAGCCAGUCGAGUCGAAUGACAUUUGGGAGCUUAGAGAAAAGGAUCACGCCUACCAUAUUGUCGAAUACUUUGCGAACUAUAUGCCCAACCGCAGCUUAUACUUGCGUUUGGCAUGGGCCUUUAAAGAAUCACUUUUUAUCAACCAAAUGGCUGGUAUUAUAGGUGGGUUGUUGGGGCUAUUGCCAACCGUGUUUGUUAACCUGAUUUUGCGCUACAUCGAGGACCCUAAUACUUGGCCCAGGCAAGUAGCCUACUUGAUGGUCUUUGGUCUUUUUGUGGUUUAUAUGGUACACAACGCCAUCAACCAGCAAACUUUCUACUAUGGCCGCCGUGCUUCGAUCCAGGUUCGUGCUUCAUUGAUGUCUUUGAUUUAUAGAAAAGCAUUGUUCCGCCGCGUGGCUACUGCAAAUCCUGAGAUGGGCUCUGAUGAUGAAGGUGAGGAGAACACGAAGGACGAAGAAGAGGACUCUGACGAUGAUACCAAAUUCAACCCCAACAAUACCGGUGCUGUCAUUAACCUCAUGUCUGUUGAUACUUUCAAGAUCGCCGAGUUCUGCGCGUAUAUGCAUUACCCCACAACUUCUGCUUGUGAGAUUAUGUUCUCAGUUUACUUGCUCUAUACCGUGCUUGGCGUUAGUACGUUCGCGGGCUGUAUCAUGAUGGUUAUCACCAUGUGGCCCAACUAUAUCUCCGCCAACAAACAAAGCCAAAUUCAAGAAGAUAUGAUGGCUGUAACUGAUAAGCGUAUUGAGCGCACGAAUGAGGCCGUUUCUGCUAUUCGCAUCAUCAAAUUCUUUGCAUGGGAGCACCGUUUCUCUGAACGAAUCAUGGAGUUGCGUCGGAAGGAACUGAAAUUGCUGCUGUCGCGUUACCUUUGGUGGGCUCUUACAUCGGGCUCUUUCUUUUUGAUCCCGUUGCUCACUACUUUGACCACGUUUUGUGUUUACGUCAAGUAUGAAGGUAAGGCUUUGACACCAUCGGUGGCUUUCACAGCAAUCGCUAUUUUCAACAUUCUUCGUUAUCCUCUGCUAGAUAUUGCUCAAACCAUCUCGCGAGUGAUGAGUGCCAAGGUCUCACUUUCUCGUAUUGCAAUUUACCUUGAACAGGAAGAAACACCAAAGUAUACGAACCUCAAUCCCCAGCAUCCUCGCGGCCCCAGCUCUCCGCAUAUUGGUUUCGAAAAGGCUACUCUUAGCUGGGAUACAUCUGGAGAGGAUUCCAGCGCGUUCAAGCUUCGAAAUAUCGACUUGAGCUUUGUUCCUGGCGACGUCAACGUCAUUAUUGGCCCUACUGGGUCUGGCAAGACAUCUUUGUUAUUGGGAUUGCUUGGUGAAAUGACAAUCGAAAGUGGUUUGGUAUGGCUACCUAAUGCCGAAGAUCGCAGAUCUGUAAGGCUCAACCCGGCAACAAAUCUCACCGAUACAGUCGCUUAUUGCCCUCAGCAGGCUUGGCUCGUCAAUGAUAGUUUGCGAAACAACAUUUUGUUUGCAGCUCCAUUCAACCAAGAGCGCUAUGAUCAGGUCCUGGAUGCGUGUGAGUUACGCCGUGAUUUGGAGAUUCUUCGUGAUGGUGACAAGACUAUGAUUGGUGAUAAGGGUAUUGCUCUUUCCGGUGGUCAAAAGCAGCGUGUCUCUUUGGCCCGUGCCAUGUACUCGAAUUCUCGUCACCUCAUUCUCGAUGACUGUCUGUCUGCUGUUGACUCUCAUACGGCCGAGGCUCUUUAUAGCAAUGCCAUCACUGGUCCAAUCGCUGCAAACAGAACUAUAAUUCUCGUAUCCCACAACGUUGCAUUGACCAUUGCAAAGGCAGCUCAAGUUAUUGUCAUGGACAACGGUCGCAUCACUGCAGUAGGCCCUCCUGAAGUCCUCAGUGCCAGUGGCGCUCUUGGAGAAGAUGAGCUUGUGCUCAAGAAUGCCAGAGAGUCUACAGUGUCUCGUUCAGCUUCUACAGUUGAUCUAGUGAAAGCACACAAGCCAACUGCCGAAGAGAUCGUUGAGCACGCUAUCGAAGAUCAUACAGCUGAUGGAGAAAGUGGUCUUGAAGAAGAGUCUCGAGGCCUUGGAAGCAUCCCGCUUGCUACUUAUAAAGAGUAUGCCAAAGCAUUAGGCCCCAUGUCCUGGUGGAUUCUUGUGAGCGUUGGAAUCGUAAGUAUUUCUGCUGGCCAGUAUUUGCAGGCGUAUUGGUUGCGGCACUGGACUGGUGCUGAACAAGAGGUCGCUAGUGUUUUGGUAACUGUCAAAACGGCGAUUGUGCGUUGUGUUGAGCCUGCUGUCGAGCUUCUUCAAGAGCAUGGCCUCGAUGAAGACACCGCGAGAAGUCUUACUUAUUACGCUGGUAUUUACGGUGGUAUUGGUCUGCUUACAUCGAUCGCCUCUGGUUGCCGUGAUAUGAUUCUGUUCCAAGGCAGUGUGAGAGCGUCGAGAGUUGUGUUCCAGAAACUUUUAAACGCAAUCAUGCGUGCAAAGAUCAACUUCUUUGACUCUACUCCUGCAGGCCGAAUCAUGAAUAGGUUCUCCAAGGAUAUUGAGGGUAUUGACCAAGAGCUGAUUGCAACCAUCGACUUUUUCGCUAUCAGCUUUCUGGAGUCGAUCGUUGUUACCAUUGUUAUCUCCUUUGUUACGCCUCAGAUUCUUCCUGUUGCUGUGAUUGUUUGCGCUGUUUUCUAUCUCGUUGGAAAGCUCUAUCUGGCUGUUUCACAGGAACUGAAACGUCACGAAUCUGUAACCCGGUCACCAAUUUUUCAACAAUUUGGUGAAACCCUGUCUGGUGCUGUUUCCAUCCGCGCCUAUAGCGAUGCUCGCCGGUUCAUGAAAUCCAAUAUGAACGCGAUCGAUGUCAAUCAUCGCCCUUACCUUUACCUGUGGAUGUCUAACCGUUGGCUGUCUUUCUACAGUGUAGUGAUCUCUAUGACUAUUUGUGUGUCGACAUCGUUCUUUAUUGUUUACAACUCAUCGUGGCUUCCUGCCGGUAUGGCGGGUAUCUCGCUUUCUUAUGCAAUGAUGUUUGGCGACAGUGUUCUUUGGGUCGUCCGUAUGUAUGCCGAAGUUGUGAUCUACAUGAACUCCAUGGAGCGUGUUAAAGAGUACAUCGACAUUGAGCCAGAGGCUGCUGAGAUUAUCCCAGAAUCUAGACCUCCUGCCAACUGGCCCUCCAAGGGUGAGAUUGAGGUGAAGGAGCUUUCUUUGAGGUACGCUGAUAAUCUCCCAGAGGUUAUCAAGAAGGUUUCGUUCCAUAUCGAGGGUGGUCUCAAGGUAGGAAUUGUUGGCCGCACCGGCGCCGGAAAGUCUACAAUCAUUACUGCUCUUUUCCGCCUUUUGGAACCUGCCCAUGGGUCAAUUGUUAUCGACGGUGUUGAUAUUUCGACUAUCGGCUUGCACGAUUUGCGAUCUCGUUUGGCUAUUAUUCCACAAGACCCCACCUUGUUUGUUGGUACCUUGCGGUCUAACCUUGAUCCCUUCGACGAGUACACUGAUGAUCAGAUUCUCGCUGCCUUAGCACGGGUCAAGCUUGUUCCCGAGGAUACUACAGCUAUCACUGCCGCUGAAGCGGUUGCUCUGGCAUCUGCCAACGCUGGAGAGAACAUCAACCAGUUCCUCGACCUUGCCAGUGAUGUCCAAGAGGGUGGAUCCAACCUGAGCCAGGGUCAACGCCAGCUUGUAUGCUUGGCUCGGUCUUUGCUCAAGAGUCCGCAGAUCAUGCUGCUUGAUGAGGCUACUGCUUCUAUUGACUACGAUACUGAUGCCAUGAUCCAGACCACCAUUCGUGAGCAGUUCAACAAUGUGACAAUCCUUACGAUCGCUCACCGUCUCCGCACAAUUGCCGAUUACGACCGAAUCAUUGUAUUGGAGAUGGGUGAACUAAGCCAAUUCGGCUCUCCCGCUGAGCUUCUCGACGACAAGGAAGGCAUUUUCUAUUCCAUGUGUGAAAAGAGCGGCGAGCUGGAUGCGUUGAUGGAGCUUGCACAUAAGGCGAAAAAAUAA